Molecule: messenger RNA, 7782 nt
Organism: Cylas formicarius (sweet potato weevil)
Lineage: Eukaryota; Metazoa; Arthropoda; Insecta; Coleoptera; Brentidae
Gene: Dyrk3
Product: dual specificity tyrosine-phosphorylation-regulated kinase 2-like
Exons: 3
Coding region: 472-2049 (525 amino acids)
Biological process (GO): peptidyl-threonine phosphorylation; peptidyl-serine phosphorylation
Cellular component (GO): nucleus
Molecular function (GO): protein serine/threonine/tyrosine kinase activity; protein serine/threonine kinase activity; ATP binding
Source: RefSeq, a predicted model, not a curated record
UUGAGCAAAUAAAACUUGACAAUUUCUUUGGCUUGAAAAAUAUGGCUGUAAAAUAAUCCAAAGCCUUUGUUCAAACAUUAUUAAUUUUAAACUGAAAUGCUGGUAAAAAUUAUUUGUCCGAGCUUCGACGGAAACAUUCAAAGUUAACCUACCAUACAGUGAAUAAGAAACCAAAGAAAAAUGUCGCUGGAACGAGGAAAAAUUUAUAGUGUGAUGUGAUUAUGACAGAAACGAUGCACACGGGGUAAUAGUUCACGAAAGUUUUGUUAUGAUUGAGAGGGUGCUUGGCAAUUCGAAUUUGUAUUGUGAUAUUGAAGAGUUGUUCACACAAUUAGUUCCGGUGACGCGAAUAGGUGUAUUUUUAAGAGAAGCCAGUUGCUUGACUGAAGCAUGAGUAGUUGGGUUUUAUUAACUUGCUCAAAUGGUUGGAUAACAACCUCUGAAUUAAGUUAGAAAUGCUUAGAAAUUGAAAUGUCCAGUGUUGUCAUCACCAACACUCUGAAGAUGCCGAUGUCACGGACGCAACUUUUUCCUGUAACUUCACAUUCAUACAUACAAGAGGGUGGGGGUGGUAAUUUGCCCCCUCUAAACAAAAACUCACUGAAAGAACAAAGUCCCCCUGCUGCUUCAACUGCGAGUUCAGCAAACUCCGCUGGUCUUCCCGAAUUAAAUGUAGGGGCUACUUGUGCCCUCCAAUGUUUAGCAAGAAGUGGCACUGUGACAACUCCUAUCAAAACUUCACAAGUGUCUUUGACUAAUAUCAGUGGUGACUGCAAGCCAAGGACUACUUUAGCAACUCCUGAGCAAGUUAUGAAAUUGUUUAUGAAUAAAUUAACACCUUACGAGCAUCAUGAAAUUUUUAACUAUCCGCAGAUCUAUUUUAUAGGAGCUAACGCUAAGAAAAGACCUGGAAUUAUAGGGAAUCCUAACAAUUCUGACUAUGACAAUGACCAAGGGUCUUAUAUUCACAUUCCUCAUGAUCAUGUUGCUUAUAGGUAUGAAGUACUUAAAUGCAUUGGAAAAGGUUCAUUUGGACAAGUGGUAAAAGCUUAUGAUCACAAGAAUCAUAUGCAUGUGGCACUCAAAAUGGUUAGGAAUGAGAAGAGGUUCCACAGACAAGCUCAGGAGGAAGUUCGGAUUUUAGAGCAUCUAAGGAAACAAGACAAAGAUAACACUAUGAAUAUAAUUCAUAUGCUCGAUUCAUUUACAUUUAGAAACCACAUGUGCAUCACUUUUGAGUUACUCUCCAUAAACCUGUACGAACUUAUAAAAAAAAAUAAAUUUCAAGGCUUCAGUCUGCAGCUUGUGAGAAAAUUCAGUCAUUCUUUACUCUUAUGUUUGGAUGCCCUCAACCGCAACAAGAUAAUCCAUUGUGACAUGAAACCCGAAAAUGUUCUUCUUAAGCAACAAGGACGUAGCGGUCUUAAAGUAAUUGAUUUUGGAUCGUCAUGUUACGAAAAUAAUAGGGUGUAUACCUACAUACAGUCGAGAUUUUAUCGUGCCCCGGAGGUAAUAUUGGGUGCCAAAUAUGGCAUGCCGAUUGACAUGUGGUCGUUGGGUUGUAUAUUAGCCGAAUUAUUGACCGGAUUUCCCCUAUUACCUGGCGAAGAUGAAGCCGAUCAAUUAGCUUGCAUCAUGGAACUUCUGGGAUUGCCCCCACAAAAGCUCCUCGACCAAUCAAAGCGGGCCAAAAAUUUUAUCAGUUCUAAAGGGAUCCCCAGAUACUGCACAUGUUCGACUUUAGCUGACGGUACGGUGGUGUUAUCGGGUGGUUUAAGUCGGAGGGGUAAGCCGCGUGGUCCGCCAGGCGGUAAGGAUCUCAAACGGGCUCUUAAGGGGUGCGACGAUCCCUUGUUUCUGGACUUUAUCCAGCGCUGCCUUGAAUGGGAUCCCGAGCAAAGGAUGACUCCCAGUGCUGCCUUACGUCACGCGUGGCUUCGAAGAAGACUUCCGAGGCCACCAAACGAGAAAGAUCAAAAUAGCGCGGGAGCGUCCAGGAGCACAUCUACCGGUCCACGAACCCCCAAAACGCAAGAGGGAGAUGCAUGACCUGGUAAAUACUACUUUUUGUAUAAGUGUUGUGUUGAAAGGCAUACCAUACGACAGUGUAACGUCGCAGCCUUAUGGGCUUAUUACCGUUGGAUACAUUUUAGGUGCGGACGUUAUGACAGGAUCGAUGUUUAAAUCUUUGCAGUUGACUGUGAAAAUAUGCUGGAUUGUUUUUCCCUCCGCAGGUUUUUUUUUCUCCCCCCAGGUUCGAGGUUAAACGCGAAACAUGACAAUAAUAGUAAAACCGUUUUCAAUUUUCGCGACCACAGUGAUCGCUUCCACGGGAAUAAUUAUUUCGUAUUCGAUGGGAGAGGGAAUGGAAAAAAUAUCCGCUGGACUUUCUAAUAGUUUUUUCAAACUUUGCCGUAAAUAUAAAGUCAAAUCUCCAUUUGAAUAUCCAAACCCAUUAAGUUUACUUCGGUAUUUCCCCGCCAUCCCCAUGGGUUGUAGACGUUGCCAAGUUGACAGAAACUGCGCGAAUAAAACGGUCUUAUAUUUAGGAUCUGUCGAGUAAUUUGGGACUUUUUUUUAUUGUAAUUUUGGAGUAUUGCACUUUGAUGAGUAUUUUUUUAAAAAGAGUCUCGAUAAUCCUUGGAUUAUUGAUUAAUAAUUCGUAAAGUUGACGAUUUUUCACUACUUUUUUUAGGACGAUGUGUUUCUAAUUAUUUAUACAUUUAUUUCACCACGUUUUCAUCACGUUUUCGCGAUAUUUAUUAUCAUUUUCAUCGUCAUUUUAGGUGUGCAAUAAGGAGAUAUCAUUGUGUUUUUUUUUGUAAUAUUUAAAACUGCCUUUAUUUAGGUUAUCUACUGAAAAGACUAUUAGUUUUCUUUUUAAUUAAGACGAUUUUUUUUCCAAUUUGUAUCUGUGUAAUAUCUACUUAAUUGACAUAGAAAUCGGUUUAAAUUUCAUUUGUACUUUUAUACUGUUUUGGUAUCCGCGAGCUUUGCUGAAAACUUCUUGGAGCUUGUUGUAAAUAUCUACAAAUACCUUCCUAAUGAACUGCAACCUCGUUAAUGCGAACAAGAAAAUACAAAAAAAGCAUAGGAAUGUACAGGGUCGGUUUUCGUAUUUUUGCAUUAAACUUAAAAAAAAAAGCAUAUUCGCGUCGCAAGUUAUAUUACUUAAUAGAACUCCCUAUAUUUUUUUCCAGAUUUCUAAAAUACUUAUGUUGCUGUUAUUGCAAUAAACCACUUUUGAAUUAUUUAAGUUUAAAAUUUUAAACUUAAUUGACGUAAUUCGAAAACGGCUUAUAAAAGUAUGGAUUUUUAUAUUUAAUUUUGAAAUUUCAAAUUUAAAUAAUUUUUUAAAUAUUUUUAGAAAUUAAGGGUGAAGUAUAUCUUCCAUCAUCGGAGAAAAAAUAUAUAUAUUUAUAGGGCCUUCCAGUAAAACAAAAUAAGGUACCACUGUACAUUAAUUCCAACAUUUCUAAUUCAUAAAAAAAAUUAUUCUAAAAGCAAGCGUUAAGGUAUGUUUAGAUAAAUAAACAGGGCGUUCCGAAAUUAAUGCAGGACCAAAGUAAACCCUAGUCUCCUAUAUAAACAUAUUUCGAGCAACACAAUAAUUUUUUUGACGCGAAAUUUUUUUUAAAACAUUUGCCAGUGCCGUCCGUACCAGAUUUGUAUGGAAUAAAUUCAAAGAAAAAACGGUGCGCCACUGCCUUUUCCUUAAAUGCAAUGAAAUCCCCAUGAAACAAAUUUGAUCUGUUGAUUUUUUUGCACCCUUUUCAGUAGAAUAAAAAUAAAAAACCAUUUCAUGAUAAAAUUAUUAAAAAUUAAUACUCUAAAGUUUCAAACUAUUUCUGUAAAGGAUUUUGCAUCAAUAAAGACCUUUGGCUUCUUGAAAGCAAUGCAUAAAAUGUUAAUGAAAAUCUCGGUUGGUUUGAAAAUUAUGUAAAAAAUAUACUUUUUUUCUUAGAAUUUCAAUACCGUGCAUAUAGGAAAGGAAAUGUUUAUAUAGGAAACUAUAUUUUAAUUAUUGUUGAUUAAUUAAUUCUGCAAAACCCUGUAUACAGUAUAAUAAAUGUUCAAGAAUACUGCCAUUUACCCCAGAGUAUUAGGAAAGCAAAGUUUUUUGGAUUCUCAUACUAGUUGAACAUUUUUAAAUAUGUUAUAAGAUAUAACCAAAUAAAAAUAAGUUUAUAAUAAGAGUAUUUGAUUAUUUUUACAUUACAUUCUUGGAACUUGGUGAAAAUGUCAAAAAUGACUACAAUACAGACUGACAUUUUUUAGCAUAAACAAACCUUAUACAUAUCACUUGUUUUGGAAUUUUGAAAAAUUCCUUUUAUAAGGUCUUUUUUUAAAUUAAAAUUUGGUUUACCCAAAUGUUUCGAAUAUACAUAUAUAAUGUCAUGUAACGUGAUGUUAACAAUAUUUUGGUAAUAAAACACUCAAUCAAUGAAAACACAUUUGGAACUUUAAAAUGAUCGUGUAUGUUCAGAUUAACGAAGUUGCAUUGUACCUACUUUUAAAUCCAAAAAAAAAUUUUGUUUGUGAUAAAACAGUGAUAUUAGGUACCUAAUAUCAGUUUAACGUCAUUAGAGUGAUUUUUCGAUCUUUAAGUUUACUUGGAAUCUUUGUUUUACGAGAUCAUUCAUAUAUGUAUAACUACCAAACGCGCUAUGCUAGUAAGUUACGUCACCGAAUAUUAACAUAGGCAAGAAAGGACACCCUGGUCGUAAAUCCCAAUACCUGUUUUUCUUUUGCCCGUUCUAUAUACACCCGAAACUCGUAUGCUGGUCGUCACCGAAUGUCAAGUAGUCCAAGAGAGACGAGUAACGCUUCGAGCUCCGAUGGAGGGUGUUUCUUGUUUUGUUAAUGCUCGGCAGUUAUGUGUAAAGCCGUUUAAACAAUGAGUUGCUCAAUGGUCGAUAAAUAUAACAGUGCGAAAACCAUAUUGGUCAGUAUAAAUUAGAACGCAACCAAUAAACCGAUGUAUAUAAACUAACUGGGAAGGAUUAGGAUGUUCCCAUUAUUUUACUAGUGGUAAUUAGACGGCGUUUUUGUGAUAAGUUAUAAUUUUAGUUUAUACUGAUAUAUAUGAGUAGCUUAAAAAUAAUUUUGAGUCGCCUUGAGUUUUGCUUUCGUUUUUUACUUCUAAAGUAUGUGUGUACAUAUAUAUAAAUGCGUAGUUCUAAUGUGUACAAGGUGUUUUAGAAAACUAGUAUUUUCUGAUUUUUUGUUUGUUUAAUAUUCGUACUGCCCUUUACGAAAAUGUUUGCGUAGGUACCGGACGGAUUGAUGGAAAGUAUCCCCAUUUUUUUUUUUUUGCUUUUAGAAUUCUUUUUGUAUCUAGGGUACUUUUCAUUGCCCAAUGGUACCGUAAGGAUAAACGUGGUGUCAGGGUAUCCUAAAAACAGUUCUUUCUUAUGUGCAACGACUGUUUACAUUGGCCUGACUAGCGAAUUUAGGAUCGAUGUUAAAAUAGCAGAUUUGUACGGACAAUAGUUACGUGGUGUGAAUCACUAGCAGUGGUGAUCUACUCACAACCCAAAGCAAAUUGAAGCCGCAUUAAGAGCCAGAAAUAUUGUUUCCCUCCGAAGAAAGUUCGUUUUUUUUUUUAAAUAAUUUCUACAAUUAACUGUUUUUUUCUUCUGGCUGUGUAAAUAGAGUGCCUACUGAAGCAAGCCAAUCAAUACGUUAGUAAGUUGUCCAAACUGUAAUUAUUAGAGUUUAAUUGUAAAUAUAUUGAUUUAGGGGAUGUAAUUUCGGCACUCUCAUUCAAACCUUAAUCAUUAAAGGCAAACAAUGUAUUGGACAAAAAUACUGUACCUCUUUUUUUUUUAAUUGCAGUAUUUCGAGCACUUUUCAUAUGUGUUUUGCUAUUAUUUCGUUUUAUUUUAGAUAAGUAAGUUUUUGACUGAAAAAGGACUACUUCCUGAACGCACACAUUUUACAAAACUUCCUAAAUGUGUUUAUUUGAAACAAUAAAUGUUCGUAUCACCUUUAAAAAAAAACGAAGCACCUGUUAUACUAAUUUGCAGCAUAACAUUCACUUCACCCGUGAUUCGAACAUUUUUGUAAUGCGUGAUUUACGUUGAGAAUAAAUUCGGCCAUUUUUAUUCUGUGUACAUUUUAUGACGCCCACCCACAGACAAAUGGUUAACGCAAUUGCCGCCAGUUGAUGAGCUGUUGUUCUGAUUCCGGUCUAAAGGCCUUUGUUGGUUAGCAUUGUUUCCUAACGUUUCGCAAGCAUAAGUAACAAGCUUGUUCAGAGGUCCAUCUCUGCUUAGACCCGAGCUAUGACCACAGCCCGCCUACAGAGUUUAUUAAAAGCGGUAGUUAAACACUUUUUAUAUAAAAGUUUUGUGAUUUUUUUCUCGAUUAUUUUCUGAACAUAACAGUAAAAGCAUGAUGGUCGUAAAGAUAAAUAUAUCACCAACUUCAUAGCACUUAUAUUUUUACUCAUUGUAAAAGUUCUUUGUUUCCCGUUUUCAUAAAUAUAUAUUUUAGUUUAGCCGUUAUUGAAACAAUUUUCACUAAACGUUUUCAUUGUUUGAAUAAAAAAGACUAAUUAUUUCAAGAUUUUUGGUAUUCUGAAUAACCUAUAUGAUAAACAAAUAGUGUUUGUAGGAAUUAUAAUCAGUCUGAGUGACACUAUUAAUACCAGGGUGUCAUCAGAAUUUACAAUGUUUUAAUUUCGAAGGCAACAAUGAUGGUGAUUAUUUAGCAAAAUUUAAUACUUUCAAAAAUCCAAAUACUGUCCGACCAUAUAUACAGAGUGCUGCACAGGCUUUUAUGUAAAACGUCCUUGCGUAUCCCCCGUAUCCCCUUUAAUAAUAUAAAUGAAAACUCUGUACUUUAAAAAUAUCUGAAACUUUAAAAUGAGGUCUAUUAAGUUGGGUUCUUCAGUAAAUAUGUUGACAUACAAAAAACUCUGCGUCCCAUAAUUGCUUCAGUAAAUUUUAUCUCAAAUAGCUGUUUAAUUGCGAAUUAAUUUUCAACGUAAAUCGUUAUAUAUAACGGAACUUUUAAAUAUUAAUUUGUUUUCACUUAAUUUUAGAAUGUCUAUUUAGAAAAAUUAAAUAGUCACUUAUUCGGAGAAACGGACGUCUCUGGAUAAUAAAUAAAAAGCAAAUAUGACAUUUUCCUGUUUUUUGCUAUUAGUUUUAAUUAAUUAGUUGUAAUAACCAUCAACUGCCGACUGCUGCAAAAUAGGGCUUGAUCUCGUAUAUAAGUUUAACGAAAAUAUUCACUAUCUUCGUCUUGGAUUUUACUUUGAUUUUAAACCACCUUUCGCCUGUUUUUAUUUUCUUAUCGUCGUCGCUAUCCUUUAACACUUCACGAUGGUUUUUCAAAAGAUUUUUGUGGGAAGGAAAAUAUAAGAUUCGACUUUUCAGUUUACACACAAAAUUACCCUGCUAAGAUUGACUAACUACUGUUUUAACUUCUAGCAAAGAUGUGAUUGUAUGUAGCGUUAAGUCAUGUUUAUAUAUCAUACUAAUAGGAUUUAAAUACAUUUCUCUUUAUUAUAAUGCCGUUGUUUUAUUUAAUCCGCGUUCUAUUUUAACAGUGACGUCAUUCAGUGUGUAAUAAUACGUAAUUGGUAAUAAAAUAUGAUGAAUAAGAAAACCAUCAAGUCCAAUAGUGAGUUCAAACAGAUUGAAUUAAGUUCCGGAUAUAUUUGCCCAACAUAAACACUUUUUUAGAUGUUUUACUCAUUGACUCAUGUUUUAGUUUACGACAACCUUUUUAACGUUCACAAUAUAUAAAUACGUACCUGUAAUUAGUGAUUUA